UCCUUCCCUCCUUCCCUCCCCGCCCGCCCGCCCGCCGCCGUCUCCUCUCCCUGCCGGCUGGGUGCUGAAGUUGGGCGGAUGGCAGCAGCCCAGCUCCGCUAGGACGAGCCGCCGCAGCCCUUCCCGGGAUCGCUCAGCGCCAACCGCACGCAGCCGGGCGGGGACAUUAGGGAAUGGCUCGAGAAGAUAUGAUCAAAAAAUAUCUGUCCCUAAUGGAGUUUCAAGAUGCUUCUAUGACUUCCCAGCAUCUGAACUGCUCCAUGCCACUUGGGCACUGAAGUAGCUGAAAUGAGAAAGAGGCAGCAGUCACAAAAUGAAGGAACAUCAGCUGUGUCUCAAGCACCUGGAAACCAAAGGCCCAACAACACAUGUUGCUUUUGUUGGUGCUGUUGCUGCAGCUGUUCAUGCCUCACUGUUAGGAAUGAAGAUAGAGGAGACAAUGCAGGAAGGCCAACACAUACAACCAAAAUGGAGAGCAUCCAAGUCAUAGAAGAAUGCCAAAACCCUACUGCAGAUGAAAUUUUGUCUUGGGCUCAGAAUUUUGACAAGAUGAUGAAAACACCAGCUGGGAGGAACCUUUUUAGAGAGUUUCUUCGAACAGAGUAUAGUGAAGAGAACCUGCUUUUCUGGCUUGCAUGUGAAGAUCUAAAGAAGGAACAGAACAAGAAAGUUAUUGAAGAAAAAGCAAGACUUAUUUAUGAAGAUUACAUUUCUAUACUUUCACCAAAAGAGGUUAGUCUUGAUUCCCGGGUGAGAGAAGUGAUCAACAGAAACUUGCUGGAUCCCAGUCCUCAUAUGUAUGAAGAUGCCCAACUCCAGAUAUACACCCUAAUGCACAGAGACUCUUUUCCAAGGUUUUUGAACUCUCAAAUUUAUAAGUCUCUUGUUGAAAGUAUUACAGGCUCUACUUCUGAAACUUAGUUUUAAUUUUCAAAUAAAAUUACUUGAUUUUUUUUGGGUGGGCGGGAUGGAAGAAAAGUAGUUUAAUAACAUCUGGAGCUGGGUUCCUGGAGAACUACAGUUUAGCUCUACUCAGGCUACUGUGAAGAAACAAAUACAUAUUAUGGUCUAUGUCUACAUUUUUACCAAGGUCCUCCUUGCUUGAGAUGGCAUGGGAGGGGAACAAUGGAUUUGCCAAAAUACAUUUGUUUCACACUCCUUUCACCCAACUGCAGUCAAGAUUGCAAUGAUGUAUUUGUAGUUUUAUGAACAGUCUCCUUGUGUAUCCUCACACUGCAUGUGCAAGGUAAAACUGCUUCACUUACCACUUAGUUGUUGCAAUAUUUAAUCCAAUAACAUAAAUUAUAUCUGUAUUUAAGA
Anas platyrhynchos (mallard) is the source of this 1320-nucleotide messenger RNA. The record is from RefSeq and is a predicted model, not a curated record. Lineage: Eukaryota; Metazoa; Chordata; Aves; Anseriformes; Anatidae.